Messenger RNA from Ictalurus punctatus (channel catfish), 1124 nucleotides. It is a transcript of the gene cib3, whose product is annotated as calcium and integrin binding family member 3. NCBI's taxonomy places the organism in Eukaryota, Metazoa, Chordata, Actinopteri, Siluriformes, Ictaluridae. The record is from RefSeq and is a predicted model, not a curated record. Gene Ontology annotation, molecular function: calcium ion binding. The transcript has 6 exons. Bases 340 to 903 code for a protein of 187 amino acids.
GUAUUGUGACCCUGGUUAAACGUGUGUAACUUGACUCUCGUCUGAGGCGUCACCCCCCAGUCCACAGCAGGGGCUCCGUGCCACUGGCACUCCCGCUGACCGACAGCAUGCAUUCACGUCCAAAAAAGGGCCUGCCAUUCAGGGCAAUGAAAACGAUGAAACGUGGCCAUUAUAACGGGGACACAGAGGGAUACCUGAUCCACCUCUGUUCUUCCCACGUCCUCAUUAUCGCAGGCAUUUCAUAGCCGAAAUAUCUGCUCGCAUCUCCACUGUUAUUGCAGACCAACACUCGCAGACUGAAACUGUGCUUUCGCAUUUUGUGCUUUAUGUCAAGGGGCGAUGGGGAACAAGCAGUCUAUUUUCACUCCUCAGCAACUGGACGCAUAUCAGGACUGUACAUUCUUCACCAGAAAAGAAAUUCUUAGACUUUUUCAUAGGUAUCGCGAUUUGGCCCCACAGCUUGUUCCGCUCGACUACACCACCCAGCCAGAUGUGCGUCUGCCCUAUGAGCUGAUUGGCAGCAUGCCAGAGCUGAAGGAUAACCCGUUCAGGCAGAGAAUCGCAGAAGUCUUCUCAGAGGACGGAGAAGGAAACAUGACUUUAGACGAUUUCUUGGACAUGUUUUCAGCGCUGAGCGAAAUGGCACCAAGGGAUCUAAAGGCCUACUACGCAUUCAAAAUCUAUGACUUUAACAACGAUGACUUCCUUUGUAAAUCGGACCUGGAGAAGACCUUGAACAAGCUUACACGGAACGAACUGACCGAGGAUGAAGUGAGGAUGGUGUGUGAAAAAGUCCUCGACGAAGCCGAUAUGGACAACGAUGGCCGUCUGUCACUGGAGGAUUUCCAGCACAUGAUCAUGAAAGCACCGGACUUCCUCAGCACUUUCCAUAUCAGAAUAUAAGACAAGUCUUUGAGGACCAAAUGGAUUACAGUACAAAGCUUUUCUUUGACCAGACGGAACGUAGACACCACAGGAAACCGAAGAGGAGAUGGAGGAAAUACAUCACCUGGACUUUUACAGCACUUUUCUUCUGAGAACAAUGAAUCAACAGUUAAAUGCAUCAAACCAAGAUGUUGCACUUCCUCGAUCUACACUUCGCCUUUUAGUUUCCCCAUUUUUUU